Molecule: messenger RNA, 2088 nt
Organism: Thermothielavioides terrestris NRRL 8126
Lineage: Eukaryota; Fungi; Ascomycota; Sordariomycetes; Sordariales; Chaetomiaceae
Exons: 2
Coding region: 328-1815 (495 amino acids)
Biological process (GO): transmembrane transport
Source: RefSeq, a predicted model, not a curated record
CAAUGCGAUUGGCGCUAUUCCUGGUAGCUCUGUCUCGAGGAAGUCAAACUUAGCGGGCUCAGCGAUCUCCAGCAACCCUGGCAACCAUCAAGUCGACCGCGAGGCAACCCAGUCUUAGCACUGGGCUCUGCCCACUAGCCGAAGAAGUCUGGCCUCCUUAGGAGAUGAUGGCAGCCGUGCAGUCCAUGGCCGGACGUUUCGAUUGAAGGGGUUGCAGUUUCUUUAGAAAUAGUCCGUUGGUUUUUGCCUACGGAUUCCGCAUGCGGGUCACCGUCAGCAGAAGAAACUUGGAAGCACGCCACCAUUUUUGUCGUCAUUUUCCCCAUAAUGAAGCGGUUCAGCGUCCUCAACUGGCUUGCCACCCUUGGCGUCAAGGAGGCCAUCGAAGAUGCCGCGCCGACCCAGCAGGUGGUGACGGCAACCGCCGAAGCGGUCGACAAGGGGGCAGUUGUGUUGGUUGGGGCCAGCGACAACAUCACCGGAUUCGUCGAAAAGUCCAAGGCACGCAUGCUAGACCGGUGGCUCGACGCUCUUGUGCGUGUGUCAGGGUCUGAGGCCAUGUUCAUCGUCAUCGUCUUGGGUCUCUUGACCUGGGCCUUCUUGGGAAUUCCCUUCGGCAAGUCGGCUGACUGGGCUGUCAUGAUCUCGGAUGUCCAAGCCAUCGUCAGCUACCUGUUUGACUCCCUCCUGAUGCGCCAGCAGCUCAACGAGUACGAGAGGUUUAUCCGGGUCUCGGCUAUGCUGCAGUCGCGGAACCUCAGCCACCGUCGGAUGCUGAGGCAGAUUGCCAGGGGUGGCCGCCAUGUCGUUGCGCCCGAGGACCUCGGGAAUCUCGAGCAGGUCCGAUUCAGCGAGGACCUCCCGAAGGAAAGCUUCAUCGGUCGCGUGUCAACUUUGGCCUCCAGGAUCUUCGGCCACAUUGUCACUGUCGGGUUCUACUGGCUAUGCAUCUUCAUCUGGCUUGGAUUUGGCCAGUACUGCGGAUGGAGCGACGAAUGGCAGCUCUACAUAAACUCCGCCACCUCGGCCCUCAUGGUCUUUAUCUUCGCCUUCCUCGCCAACAUCCAGGAGCGUCACACCGACUACAACGACCAGUGCCUCAACUCCAUCUUUGAGGUCGACUCGGCCGUCGAGCUCAAGCUCCGCCUUCUCAGUGGCGACACCAUGCCAAACCCCGCGGUCGUCAUCCCAGCGCCGAAGGUGGGAAAGCUGCAGCGGGCCAUCUUCUACUAUGCAGACCUCGUCGGCACCCUGGUGGGCCUCGCCAUCCUCAUAAUUGCCAUGGUUGUCUGGCUGGCCAUCGGCCCCGUCCUGUCGUUCAGCUCUGAUUGGUGGCUCAUCAUCGGCACGUACGCAGGCCUAGUGGGCUUGAACGAUGGCUUCGUCCUCCGCAAUGUGCAGCUGCAGCUCAGUCGUUACCAAGACAAGGCUUUCGACCAGGUUCAACUCGAGGACAAGGCCAUCUUCGACGAUAUUCGUGUCUCGGACCCCAAGAUUGAAUACGUCGAGGACGACUCGCUCAGCUACCGACUUUCCGAGCGAAUGGGCAUUGUCACCUCCCACGAGGUCACUGUCGUGCUCGGUGGCAUUGCGAUCCUCGGCCUUCUUGCCGGCGCCACUGCCAUGAAAUGGUCCACUACGGGACAGCUAUUGUGCAACAUCCCUCCGAGCGUCGUCGAGUGCUUCUUCAUGAUGAUCCUCAUCACGGGACACAACAUCAGCGACUCACGAAGGCGCGCCGAUCUGCGCACCUUGUAUGUCCGGCGACUUAAACUUCUGGGAUACGUCGAGAAGCUCGAGGCCUCAUCGCCCUAAGUCACAAAGCAGGAGUGCAUCCUCGGUGCGAGCUGUUUGCAUGUUGCGACCGUCACUGUAGAGUGUUUCAUCGUCUGUACCUCGUAAUGUUCUGUUCAUCUGUAUUGCCCCUCAACGGGCAAACUAUAAUAGGGUCUCAACGCCUCUAUUAAGUUAAUUUAGUAGCUGCAAUUAUUUUAUUACCAACUUUAAUCCGUUGGAAGUCGACCUUAGAAUAGUCGGGUUCAAUCAUUCAUUGUCUCACACUUUGAAUAAUAGAUUAACAUAUGCUUC